Messenger RNA from Myodes glareolus (Bank vole), 827 nucleotides. It is a transcript of the gene Cep15, whose product is annotated as centrosomal protein 15. The record is from RefSeq and is a predicted model, not a curated record. Lineage: Eukaryota; Metazoa; Chordata; Mammalia; Rodentia; Cricetidae.
AGGGUCUCAGGCGUUUUCCCGGGGAGACAGGCGCGAGCUGGGCCGGCCGUCGGGCGCCUUGCUUCCAAAGGCCGAGUUUUCCCGUGUGCGGUCCCGCUCAGGCUGCCCGGCUGCAUCCGACCCGAGGCGCUUCAGGGAAUGAAUGUUUAAUUUCAGAAAUUUUAGGAAAGCCGCCUUCUGUGAACGUCUUGACUGUAGUUUCCUCCCUCAGCAGAAAGCUUAUAGCCCAGCUUUGAUUAAAGAUGACUUCCUUGUUCACUCAAGAAAUCCACCUUUCUAAAAGGCAUGAAGAAAUAGUAUCACGAAGAUUAAUGUUACUUCAGAAAAUGAGGAAUAAUUUUGGUGAUCAAAACACAGGCAGGGCAUGUCUCCUCCAAGCCACUGAGACUGCUCUAAAGAGGAACCUCAGUCUCUUGCAGGACAUAGAAGCUGCAGAGAAGUCUUUACAGGCCAGUCUUAAGCCACACCCACAGCCUGCAGUGCGGUCUCUUGAGACUCGUUACUGGGCAUCAGUAGAAGAACAUGUCCCCAAAUGGGAACAGUUCCUUUUGGGAAGAGCCCCAUACCCGACUGGUAGUGAAAACCAAAAUGAGGCAGGAAACACCAUUCAAAAUGAGGCACAGCGGUAACCUCAUGUGUAACUCAGAAAACUAAAACAAAAUCAAAACCAACUACGUGACAAAACUAUGUAAGUCCUGGCGGGAACCUCAGGGAAUAAGUGUGCUUUGUUUUGUUCCAGUGCCACGUCAGUCUGAGACCCCACCGAAAAGUCUCAGGUCGGACUGUCACAGGGCCGUAGAUUUGCCAAUAAAAGUGUUAAAAUCUCA